CCCCCCCGGUUGUGCCGCUGCCGCUGCGGGUUGCGGCUGCUGUCCUGUUCGCCGUGUCCGGCGUCCGGCGAGGCGCCGAGGGCGCGACCGCGCGAGGCUGCAGCCUGCAGGCUGCCCGGCCCGGUGUCCAGUGAGGUAGUCCUCACUUUCUCAGUACAAUUUUGAUGACUUGAUGCCCUGUUUUUGUUUAUAGAUGCCAUUGUCUUGUCAGUAUUUGAUUGGAUGAUGAUGAUUUUAGUUGCUAGAUGUCACUGUUUGUCUGUUUGUUAGAUGUUGUCAUGUAGAAACCAAUUUUGACAUUGAGAAAUUUUUGUUUCUCUAAAAUUUUACAGGAGCGCAAGAUGAGCAAAAGAAACAAGACAUUGAAUUCUUUUUUUCAAGUUCGAACCACCGAAGCUGCAGAAACGGGUCCUUCAGCUCAAACAACUGAUGUUGAAUCUGCCCCUAAUGUUAGAGCUGAACUCAAACCCGGUGAUGUUGAAUUUGACCCCGGUAAGAGAAUACCAAUUGAGGUGUUAGAUCCAGACAUUAGAGAUCUUGCUAGAAGGGAGUACAUUAGUAUGGGUCCUUGCCAACCAACUAAUCAUACAUAUGAAAAGAUAAAUGGUAGGAGCUUUCAUGACUAUUGGUUCAAUGAUCAUCGCGGCUGGUUGGAAUAUAGCAUUGAAAAAAAAUCAGCCUUUUGCUUUUAUUGUUUUCUGUUUAAGCAACCAAGAGCUGAAAACUAUGGUAUUGAAGCAUUCACGAGAAAUGGAUUCAAAUCUUGGAAGGAUGGACCUAAAGUUUUUAAUCAGCAUGUUGGCAAGCAUGAUAGUGCUCAUAAUAAAUCUAGGCAACAUUAUGAGGAUUUCAAAAAUCAAAGACAAAAUCUGCCACAUGUCUUUGAUAGGGGUUCUCAGAAGCAAGAAGAAGAAUACAAAGCCCGUCUCUUGAUUAUAUUGGGUAUUGUCAAAUUUUUGAUACUACAAGCUCUCGCUUUUCGUGGUCAUGAUGAGUCUACUAGCUCAAUGAAUAAGGGUAACUUUAAAGAGUUGUUGGACUUGUUCAUAAAGAAAGACCCAAAGGUGGCAAAAUUAUUUGGGGAUGCGGGAGAUAACCAUAAGCUGACAUCACAUAAGAUAAAAGGAUUUAUGCAAGGCUUGUGCAAAAGAGACCACCAGUGCCGUUCUUGAGGAGAUUGGAGAUAGUAAAUUUGCAUUACUUGUUGAUGAGUCCAGAGAUGCAUCUAUGAAGGAGCAAAUGGCUAUGUGUUUGAGGUCAGUACAUUUGCUUGUGUGUGUGUUAUUGUAGCCUUAUAGGUGUAUUUUCUUAAAGUUCUUAUAUAUUAAUCAUGCUCCUUUGUCUUAUGUAGGUAUCUCGGCAAACGAGGGGAGGUGAUUGAGAGAUUCAUGGCAGUUGAGCAUGUUCCUGACACUAAAGCAACUUCACUGAAGGUAGCUUUGGAUGGUAUGUUUGGUAAUCUUGGCUUAUCUAUGUCUAAUUUGAGAGGGCAGGGUUAUGAUGGGGCUUCAAACAUGAGAGGGGAAUUUCGUGGAUUGCAAAGAUUGAUCUUGGCGGAAAAUCCUUAUGCUCAUUAUAUACAUUGUUUUGCCCACCAGUUACAAUUAGCGGUUGUUGCUGUUGCCAAGUGUUGUUCAUCAGUAAGGGAUUUUUUUUAGUACACAAGCAUGGUUGUUAACAUUGUUAACGCUUCUUGUAAAAGACAUGAUCAGUUAGCCCAAGAGCAACAUGAUGAAAUAGUACGCCAAAUAGAGGCCGAGGAACUUCUUGAGGGAAAAGGGAAAAACCAAUUAACUAACCUUGCAAGACCUGGUGAUACACGGUGGGGAUCGCAUCAUAAAACAUUGUGUCGUCUUGUUGAGAUGUGGAAACCAGUUCUAAAGGUAUUAGAAAUUUACACAAUGAUGCAGAUAAUGUUGCCCAAAGAACUACAGCCGCGGGGUUGAUAAGCACAUGGAGUCUUUUGAAUUUGUUCUCAUAUUGCAUCUUAUGAUUAGAUUAUUGGGCAAGACUAACAAUCUGUCACAAUGCUUGCAAUUGAAAAAUCAAAAUAUUGUACGUGCUGUGGGAUUGAUUAAAACCACAUUGGAGGAUAUUCAAGAGAUAAGGCAGAAUGGUUGGGAUGAGCUCUUCAAAGAGGUAACAGACUUUUGUGUCAAAUACAACAUUGUAGUGCCAAAUAUGGAAGAUACAAGAACUGCUAAUGGCCGUUCAAGGUCUUGGGGUGGGCAAUUGGUAACUUACAACCAUCAUGUCAAAAUUGAAAUAUUCAAUGUGUUGCAUGAUCAACUUAUUGUGGAGUUGAACAACCGCUUUGCUGAAAGGUCUACUCAAUUGUUGAGAUGCAUUGCUUGUCUUGAUCCCAAGAAUUCAUUUGCCAAUUAUAAUGAAGACAAGCUAGUAGAUCUUGCUAAUAUGUAUGCUGCUGACUUCUCUACAUAUGAAGUUACUUUUGUCCUUAGAAACCAACUAGACUCAUUCAUUCGGGAAGCAAGAGGUGAUCCACAUUUGAUGAAUUGCAAUGAUCUUGGUCAUCUUGCCAUGAAUAUGGUUAAAAGUGAUAUGCACACAACUUUUCCCUUAGUUUACCGUCUGGUUGAGUUAGCAUUGAUUUUACCUGUUGCAACCGCAACCGUGGAAAGGGCAUUCUCAGCAAUGAGCAUUAUCAAGACCGGAUUGAGGAACAAAAUGGGUGAUGAUUGGAUGAAUCAUAGAAUGGUAUGUUACAUUGAGAGAGAUGUAUUUGUUAGUAUCGAAGAAUCCAAGAUCAUUGAGCGAUUUCAAGGUUAUCGCACACGUAAAGGUGUUUUGCCUCGUCCUACACGUAAGUUUUCACAUUUUGCAUCUAUUGUUAAUUAGUUUUGCCUGCUAUAUUAUGCAUUGAUUCGCAUUUCAAAAUUGAUGAUUGAAGGUUUAGCGAUGUCUGCUAUUGAAGAUGUAGUCAUGGGAGGCUCAGAUCAACCAAUCAUUUGAUUUGGUAUCAAUCUUCUGUAUCAUUUAUCUAUGCCACAUAUUGUCUUUUGAUUUGUCUUGCUUUAUUAGUUGACCCAUCAUGGAACAAAUGCUGCCAUUGAAUAUCACGUUUGGUUUCUUAUUAGUUAUGCAAAAUAUAGAUUGAUUCUUGUAUGCCUUGAAAUUGGUUUUUAGCCAUUAGUUGCUCGCCUGGGGCGUCAACUAUUCCUGGGUCCGCCACUGCUACCACCUUUUGAUGUGUAAAUCACCUCCUCCCAUCCUCAAGAGCAGCUUCACGAACAGCACCUCUCUUACAACGUGAACAAACUCGAGAGCACGCCAGAGCAGAGAACUGGGCUAGUAGGCUCGGACGAUAACCACGGAAACCAGCAAGUGCAUGGUCCUCAAGGGCAAGGAUGAGAUUGACCAGGUCGGGUUAUGUGCAGCCACAUUGUCGAGGCCACUCAGCCCAAGGAGGUGAUGCGACGGCCUGUGGUGUCAGAAAGGGCAUGGAGGGUAGCAGCCGCAGCCGUUUAGCCCGGUGAGAAGAGGAUUUGGGCUGUGAAAAUGGUUGAAACUGCAGAUUGGGGGGGGGGGGGGGGGGGGGCGUGAAGCGGGGCAACCA
Messenger RNA from Aegilops tauschii subsp. strangulata, 3577 nucleotides. RefSeq lists its product as uncharacterized. NCBI's taxonomy places the organism in Eukaryota, Viridiplantae, Streptophyta, Magnoliopsida, Poales, Poaceae. Gene Ontology annotation, molecular function: protein dimerization activity. The record is from RefSeq and is a predicted model, not a curated record.